CAAGAUUUCCAUCCUCAGCCGCAUCCAGAACACAACAAAGACACGUAUGUAGGAGAAAAGCAAGAAUCCACAGAAGAAGGACAUACACUUUAGACAUGGAAGUGUCCAGUGACAGGCUUUUCUGCUGCAGUUGGCUUCGCCGUAGGGUUCCUUUGGCCCACAGAGAGGAACUGUACCACAUCCUGAGGAUGACAGGGCCUCUGCUGCUGUCUCGAAUUCUCAAUUGCCUCCUGCCUUUUGUGGUUACAAUGUUCUGUGGGCGUCUGGGGAAUCAAGUGAUGGCUGGUUAUGGACUGGCUUGUGCUACCAUUAAUGUUACCACUGCAGCAACAGGGUAUGGUCUGGGACUGGCAUGUGAUACCCUGGUAUCUCAGACGUUUGGGGGUAAGAAUCUGCUGGAGGUGGGAGUGAUCCUUCAGAGGAGCAUCAUCAUCUUACUGUUGUUCUGUCUGCCUUGCUGGGGGCUGCUCAUCAAUGCACAACCCAUCCUGUUAUGUGUGGGACAGGACCCUGAGGUGGCCAGACUUGCCCAGCUCUAUAUAACAUCCUUCCUUCCUGCAGUGCCAGCAAUCUUUCUACACAACCUUCAGGUGUCUUACCUGCAGAACCAAGGUAUAAUUCUGCCACAACUCUAUACAGCUGCCCUCGCAAACAUAGCAAAUGUUGCCACAAACUAUCUCUUCCUUUACUGGCUGAACCUGGGAGUCAGUGGUUCUGCUGCGGCAAAUACUUUGUCUCAGAUAUAUAUCUGUUCCUUUCUGUUUGCUUACAUUCGUUGGAAGAAGCUCCAUGCAAAAACAUGGGAAGGUUGGUCAGUGGAAUCACUGCAGGGCUGGGGCUCCUACAUGAAACUGGCCAUUCCCAGUACUUUGAUGAAGUGUUUUGAGUGGUGGGUUUAUGAACUUGGUGGAUUCUUUGCAGGAAUGCUGAGUGAGGAUGAGCUGGCAGCCCAACAUGCUGUGAUAAUGGUGGCUUUUAUCACCUACAUGUUUCCACUUGGUAUUCAAGCUGCGGCAUGUGCUAGAGUGGGGAAUGCUCUUGGUGCAGGAGACAGCUCCAGGGCCCUACUGACCAGCAAGGUGUCGCUCUGUCUUGCAGCUGCCUUUGCGCUUGUGGAAGGUGUUGUGCUUGGGUGCUCCAAAACAGUGAUUGGCUUCAUCUUCACCUCUGAUGAGAAGAUUAUCAGUUUGGUCUCACAUUUGAUGAAUGCCUACUGUUUCCUUCAGUUCUUUGAUGGACUUGUGGGUGUGUGCACAGGUAUCUUCUUGGGAACAGGCAAACAGAAGAUACCGGCUGUGGCUAAUUUCGUUGGAUACUACUGCAUAGGGCUUACACUGAGUGUUACUUUAAUGUUUGUUGCCAAACUGAGAGUUUUAGGUUUUUGGGUGGGACUACUGGUUUGUGUCAUUUUGCAAUCAACUUUCUACAUAACAGUUAUCUUCAGGCUGAACUGGGAGAAAUUGACAGAGGAGGCUGUGAAACGAGCUCAGAGAUCCGCCCACAUGACAUUAUUAGACACCUCUGGCCUCUCAGACACUAAAGGAACUGCAGAUCAGACACCCUUCAAUGAGAAAUCAGCAGGUGGAUACAUAUCUGUCAGUACAGGGUGUCAGGAUGGAACUACUGCAAGGCAAGGUGGCCAUGAGGUCCAGCAGCUGAAAGACAGCCACCUCUCCACCACCCAGCUGGUCAUCAGGAGAGGCCUUACCAUGUUUGCUGCAGUUGCUCUUUUAGCUGUGGGAGCAGCUGUACACUUCCUUGUUCCUUUGCCAGAGGUCAAAUUUGAAGAGGGCAACCAUACUGCUACAGACUGGAUCAAUGCAACAUAUACUCCUGAUACAAUUUUCUCCACUAUGCUGGUCCCUAAUGAAGAGUUAGAGUGAGUCGAAGCUGACCACAAUGUUUUUCUUUAUUGUUGUUGAACUGUCUUCAGCUUGACUCAGUUCUCUCUGACAGUGUGUGACUGUAAAGAUCCAGAUAAUAAUCAGAGAUAAUUCUUGUCAUUA
Messenger RNA from Girardinichthys multiradiatus, 2006 nucleotides. RefSeq names its product multidrug and toxin extrusion protein 1-like. The coding region runs from base 96 to 1883 and encodes 595 amino acids. Lineage: Eukaryota; Metazoa; Chordata; Actinopteri; Cyprinodontiformes; Goodeidae. Gene Ontology annotation, cellular component: membrane. The transcript has 17 exons. Gene Ontology annotation, molecular function: xenobiotic transmembrane transporter activity; antiporter activity. Gene Ontology annotation, biological process: xenobiotic detoxification by transmembrane export across the plasma membrane. The record is from RefSeq and is a predicted model, not a curated record.